AUGGAACACCAAGUUGAACAUCAAACUUCAUGCAGGUCAAGGUCCGAUUUUACCCACCCCGGAGAACAAUCAAAUGCAUAUGAGACGGUCACUCUUCUCGAUGAUUCACUCCAAGGUAGCAAUUUGGAUGAGCAGCCUUUCCAGUCUUUAAUCCAACCAAAUGCCACCAAUGAACAUCAUGACAAUUAUCAACACGCGGCAGACAUGACGACAGAACGGACAGCUCCCUUGACUACAGAUCCUCCAAGCACCCCCCUCACCUCUCACGACCGGUCAUCAUCCUUCAUCAAUAGACGCGCGUCACCAACGCUGGGAUAUGAUUUCGUCAUUGAAGACCCAACAAAUCCCCUUGGUUAUCGGGAAAAGCGAUUUCGCUCUCGAACAGAAUUGGAUAAGCAAAAGGAAGACAUUCGACACCUGAAAGAAUACGGUGGCGCAUGUCUUGCCUGCCACCGAAGUAAGAAAAAAUGCGGACCCUCGACUCCCUGUCCACCUUGCCUUGCACACGAUCGCAAGUGCGUUCGUAAAGGCCAAACAGACUCGCAACCAAAUUCUUCCGACCCUGUUCCGUCACCAAACCCGCACCAAGACGAACUUCUCGAGAUUUUGCAACCUUGUCCAUGGGAGCUCACAGACUCUAUUGACGGGACUUAUUGUGAUCCUGGCUUUAUUCAGAAUUCUAGCCGACAGGGAAGGACGGACAGGUAA
Messenger RNA from Penicillium verhagenii, 708 nucleotides. RefSeq lists its product as uncharacterized. Lineage: Eukaryota; Fungi; Ascomycota; Eurotiomycetes; Eurotiales; Aspergillaceae. The transcript has a single exon. Bases 1 to 708 code for a protein of 235 amino acids. The record is from RefSeq and is a predicted model, not a curated record. Gene Ontology annotation, biological process: regulation of DNA-templated transcription. Gene Ontology annotation, molecular function: zinc ion binding; DNA-binding transcription factor activity, RNA polymerase II-specific.